AAGCAAACCAAAACAGUUGUGAGCAACGAAAGCGCUGAAAUCUUGAGAAUGAUGGGCACUGUCUUGAAACCAUUGGCCAGUCGUCCGGUAGAUCUUUAUCCGGCAGAAGUCGCCGCUGAAAUCGACCAUCUCAACGAUUGGAUCUACAAAGAAAUCGCCAAUGGCAGCUACAAGGCUGGAUUCUCUUCCAACCAGGAAACCUACGAAACUGCCUACAAAACCUUCUUUGCGGCUCUCCAAAAGCUGGACGAAGAGGUGCUGUCAAAAUCAGCUUUUCUGGCGGGAGAUCAUGUCACGGAAGCUGACAUUCGUCUAUUUCCAGCUCUCUUUCGAUUUGAUCCAAUCUACUACUCACGGUUCAAACUGAAUCAGUCCUUCUUGUGGGAGUAUCCCAAUGUUUGGACAUGGAUGUCUCGUAUGAUGAACUUAGAAGGAAUGGAACCGGUGUCCAAUGCGGCCUAUCUGCGCCAUUGCAAGCAAGGCUACUUUGGGCGAACUGGAAAUGGAACCGUUCCGGUGGGGCCGCUUGGAUACCCAGAGUGCUACAAGAGCCCUUCACCACCCUUUGCCAAACAAUCUUAGUUUUUCUGCAGGACGAUAAGAGGAUCCUCCAUCUUGCCCGGUUUGUUUCCCAACUCUUAGUAUCACAACUACUCCCACAUUGUACUGUAACCAGCACCGCUUAGCAUACACAUAGUUACUACCGGUAGAUACCUCA
Seminavis robusta is the source of this 718-nucleotide messenger RNA. The record is from the annotation of a GenBank genome assembly. NCBI's taxonomy places the organism in Eukaryota, Bacillariophyta, Bacillariophyceae, Naviculales, Naviculaceae.